CCAAUUAGUCAUGCUAAAGAAAGACCUGUUGAAUUGAAUUCAUCUGCGACAGCUGUGUGUUUUUGUUUUGGUCAACAAGGAAAAUAAGAAACACAACGCAACAAUUGGUGGCAAUUAAACCAUGGUUAAAAAGAAAAAACUAGGCUGCUAUGGAAACGAGUUUUCUUUUUUUCUCUAUACAACAAAUGCUUGACCACAGGAAAAAAGUAAGAACAACUACCUAUUUAGUGUUGUAUUUAGUGUGAAAGUAGUUGCGGAAAAAAUGUUUGUUUAUUUAAGCAAAAAGAUUGCAAUACCCAAUAAUGUGCAAUUAAAUUGCAUAUCCUGGAACAAGGAACAUGGUUAUAUAGCAGUGGCUGGUACUGAGGGACUGCUAAAGGUUUUGAAAUUGGAACAAGCAACAAAUGGCCAAAAUAAAGGAGGCUUGGCUGCAGUCUCAAAUCUAUCCAUGAAUCAGACAUUAGAUGGCCACAAAAAUGCCGUAAAAGUUGUUGUGUGGAAUAAUGCCCAACAAAAGUUAACAUCUUCGGAUGUAGAUGGAGUCAUUAUGGUGUGGAUGUUGUACAAGGGCUCAUGGUAUGAAGAAAUGACAAAUGAUCGUAAAAAGUCCACGGUCAAUGGCAUGCACUGGACAUCGGAUGGUACGAAAAUUUGUAUUGUUUAUGCAGAUGGUGCAAUUAUUGUGGGUUCCGUUGAUGGUAAUCGGAUUUGGGGCAAAGAAUUGAAAAACACCCAUCUUAGUGGUGUCCAAUGGAGUCCCGACAAUCGUUUGAUACUUUUCUCACUGGCAAAUGGGGAAUGUCAUUUAUAUGAUAAUCAAGGGAAUUUCGCUAUGAAACUGAAUAUUAAAUGCACAGCUCCGAAUAACACAAGUCGCACAAAUCAUGUUUCAGCCUUGAAUUGGUUUAGUGGAAAAACUACAGGUAACAGACCUGUUUUGGCCAUAUGCUAUGCCAAUGGAAAAGCCCAGCUGAUGAUAGACGAAAAUGACGACAAUCCGAUUAUAAUAAGAACACCAAUGCAUAUUACCGAUGCCAAAUGGAAUCAUGAUGGUUCGGUUUUGGCCAUAUGUGGUCGCCUUGAUGAUGUCUCAUCCACAAAAGAGUUGAAUCAAGUGAGUUUCUAUUCACCGCAUGGACAGCUAUAUCGGUCCCUUAAAGUUCCGGGUAAUAAAAUAACAUCCAUAUCAUGGGAGGGCAAGUCACUGCGCAUUGCCAUGGCCGUUGAUUCGUUUAUAUAUUUUGCAAAUAUAAGACCCGAUUAUGUGUGGUGUUAUUUUGAGAAAACCGUUGUAUUCAUCAAUUCGAAUCACUCGAAAACGAAUAAUUUAAAUGUAAUUACAUUUUGGAAUACAACAUCGAAUCAGAGUUUUCUUAAAGAAGUCGAACCCUGUCUAGCGAUGGCUGCUUGCAAUGAACACUGUGUACUGGCAGUGGAAUGUGUUAGUGGCAACAUUAAAGAUCUGGCUCUAACAUCUGUGGAACGUAAAAAUUCGGACGAUAAAUUGUAUCAAUUGCUCCUCUGCAACUCCAUUGGGACAACUGUUGAUUCUAAAUACACAGAGGUGUGUCCCGAUUUUGUUGGCAUUAAUUCGAAUUACGUGGCCAUCGCCUCAAAAGAUGAAAUUCUAUUGUGGCACUAUCACACACCCAAGAGUGCAUCACAGUUACAUAAUGUCAAAUCGCGUAAAGAAAAGCGUUUUCAUAUCGAUGACACACCGACAGGAGUGGAUUUGGCAAAAGAUUUGCAAAUUCCUAAAGUAAAGCCAGAGGAUAGAGAUAAGAGCAAUGGCGAUCCCAUUUGCUCGAUGGCUUUGUCGGAAAAACUAUUGUUGGUAGCACGUGAAUCGGGCAUUAUAAACGAGUACAGUGUGCCAAAUGUGGCGCUUAGAAAUCGCCACAAAGUUGGUGUGAAAAUAAUUAAAAUGGCCAUUAAUUCGAAUUCAACCCGUGCUGCUCUCAUUGAUUAUAAUGGUGUUAUGACCCUUUUGGAUUUGGAUGAUGCUCGUGAGACCCAACUAAAUUUUAGUCGUGUCGAACGUAAAGAUGUCUGGGCAAUUUGCUGGGCCAAAGACAAUCCCCUGCUAUUGGCGUUGAUGGAAAAGACACGCAUGUAUAUUUUUCGCGGCAACGAUCCUGAGGAGCCAAUUGCAUGUUCGGGCUACAUUUGUACCUUUGAAGAUUUAGAAAUCACAAGUGUUCUUUUGGAUGACAUUAUAAGCGGCGAAGAAACUCAAAAUCCCAUAAGUCAUAUACUGCAACUGAAAGUUAAAUCUUUACGCGACACCGAUGAUCUGUUACAGCAUGUUGGUCUGGAAGAUGCCAAGCAAUUCAUAGAGGACAAUCCCCAUCCACGUUUGUGGCGUCUAUUGGCCGAAGCUGCAUUGAAAAAGCUAGAGCUUGAUGUGGCCGAGAAUGCAUUCGUAAGGUGUGCCAAUUAUCAGGGUAUACAACUUAUAAAAAAUCUACGCAACAUUCCCUCAGAGUUAUUGCAAAAAGCAGAAAUAGCUGCAUUCUAUGGUGAAUAUGAGGAAGCUGAGAAGUUAUAUAUUGAUGGUGAUCGUCGAGAUUUGGCCAUAAAUUUACGUAUUUCCCUGUGCGAUUGGUUCAGAGUUGUACAGCUGUAUCGCAUGGGCUCCGGUAUAUCAGAUCAACAAAUGGAACUGGCUUGGCGUCAGAUUGGUCACCAUUUUGCCAAUUUACGGUCAUGGGAAAGUGCCAAAGAGUACUAUGAAAAAUCUCAUGACAUUGAGGGAUUAAUGAAUGCCCUUUAUAAUUUGGAACAGUUUGAGGAGUUGGAGAAAUGCAUAGAUAAAUUGCCGGAAAAAAGUCCCCUGUUGGCAAAAAUCGCUGAAAUGCUCUCGUCUGUGGGCAUGUGCAGUGAAGCUGUGAAUGCAUUUUUAAAAUUUGGCGAUCCCAAAUCUGCCGUAAACACAUGUGUAAAUCUACGACAGUGGGGUCAAGCAGUGGAAUUGGCCCAGAAAUUCCAAAUGCCACAAGUAACAACAUUAUUGAGCAAACAUGCUGCUGAGUUGUUGAAGGAAAAUCGCCUACCCGAAGCAAUCGAAUUACAACGAAAAGCGGGACGUUAUUUGGAUGCAGCACGCCUGAUGUGCAAACUAGCAGAAAAAGAAACCGAAAAGGGGUCCAAUAUGUUGCGCAUUAAGAAAUUAUACGUUUUGGCUGGACUUUUGGCUGAACAACACCUUAAAAGUUUAGUUGCCAAGACGGAAGACACCCCAAACUACAAUCUCGAUCGCAUUAGCAUAAUGGAUACAUUGAGCCUGGAAGAUUCGGCUACGAUUGAAAGAAUAUGGCACUGUGCGGAGGGAUAUCAUUUCAUGCUCCUAGCACAAAGGCAAUUACGUUUUGGGAUUGUUCAUAGUGCCGUCAUAACGGCCCUACGUUUAAGGGACUACGAUGAUGUUUUGAAACCCGAAGAUAUUUACAGUCUUUUAGCUUUGGCUAGUUGUGCUGAUCGUUCUUUUGGCACGUGCUCCAGGGCUUUUAUUAAAUUGGAAUCACUCAGUGAGUUACCAGAGGAAACUCUAAAGGAAUUUGAAGACUUGGCAAUAAAUAUAUUUUCUAAAAAUGAGCCAAUCGACAACAAGGAAGAUUUUAUAACAUGUUAUGCUUGUAAAGCAUCAGUAUCGGACAGCUUACCCGCUUGUAACAGUUGUGGUGCUCGCUUUCCGCCCUGUAUAUCUUCGGGAAAACCCAUAACACAACCAACAGCAAACAUCUGGAUCUGUGGUACAUGUCAUCAUUGUGCAGCGCCAAUGGAAAUAACUCGUCAUCGAACGUGUCCUCUGUGUCAUGCCUUAAUAUUAUCAAUGACACUGGAAGUUUAAUUGGAAAUUAAAUUUAUACAAUUUAUGGUCUCAUUAGCAAGUUAAUAAAAAUCUAAUAAAACGCUUUAAA
Molecule: messenger RNA, 3920 nt
Organism: Musca domestica (house fly)
Lineage: Eukaryota; Metazoa; Arthropoda; Insecta; Diptera; Muscidae
Gene: Oseg4
Product: WD repeat-containing protein 35
Exons: 11
Coding region: 263-3850 (1195 amino acids)
Biological process (GO): protein localization to cilium; non-motile cilium assembly; intraciliary retrograde transport
Cellular component (GO): intraciliary transport particle A; non-motile cilium
Molecular function (GO): protein binding
Source: RefSeq, a predicted model, not a curated record